AUGGUUAUCACUACUACUACUACUACUACUACUACUACUACUACUACUACUACUACUACUACUACUACUACUACUACUACUACUACUACUACUACUACUACUACUACUACCACUACUACUACUACUACUACUACUACUACUACUACUACUACUACUACUACUACUACUACUACUACUACUACUACUACUACCAUACUAUGCCC
This is a messenger RNA of Schistosoma curassoni, 203 nucleotides long. The record is from the annotation of a GenBank genome assembly. NCBI's taxonomy places the organism in Eukaryota, Metazoa, Platyhelminthes, Trematoda, Strigeidida, Schistosomatidae.